Molecule: messenger RNA, 1548 nt
Organism: Cryptococcus wingfieldii CBS 7118
Lineage: Eukaryota; Fungi; Basidiomycota; Tremellomycetes; Tremellales; Cryptococcaceae
Product: RNA exonuclease 1
Exons: 8
Coding region: 1-1548 (515 amino acids)
Cellular component (GO): nucleus
Molecular function (GO): nucleic acid binding; exonuclease activity
Source: RefSeq, a predicted model, not a curated record
AUGUUCUCCAACCUGGGGCUCUUUGAAACAGCCAAAUGCCCAGACCCAAAGUGUGCACGGGCCAGGUGCUUCUUCGCCCAUGGCCAGGCUCACGCCGUGUCCCCUGUCGCCGGUCCAAGCGUCUGGAGUGAAGCGAAAGAUGGAUGCGGGGAUAGCGGAAGAUGGAGCGGAGGCGAAGAAACAGGUCGUGCCAAGCUCGAAGCCCGGAGUACCGGUGUCUACAUCUUUGACGACAGCGCCAAAGCCUCCACCUUCCACGUCCUCAAUACCCUCAAGAGCUUCUUCCUCUGCAGAUUAUGGACGUCCGCCCAAUCUACCACUAAAUAUCAAAGUAACCCCUCAGCCUCGCACCGAUCGCCAGAAAGCCCAAUAGUCGCCACCCUCUUUACUCAGUUCUCAAAGCUAUAUGGCCCUAUAAUUCACCUUGGACCUUCACUUGCCCACGACACAACUCUCUCUCAAGAGAAUGAGAUAUCCGCCUCAUCGUCUUCGCUCAGAACCUACAAGACUGCUAUCCACCACGCUGCUGUGUCCAUCUCUCGCCGGCCUCCUCCCACAUCUCUGAGUCAUCCAUCAGUGGGGACUGUCAAAGAGUCUAGGGAGAAAGGCGAGAAGGCAGAGAAGGAGAAGAGUGAGCGGCUGGAAAGGAGAAGAGUCGAAAGAUACUUUUUGAAGAAGGAGGAUUUUGCCAAGUGGAGAUAUCCAUUACCAGAUGAUCCUGAGCUUGUGGGUGAAGGUACAGGAUCAAAGCCAAGUGGAGAGGGCGAGACCCACAACUGCGAUCGAUGCAAGAUCUCCUUCACCGUCUCCUCUCAGAACCUCGCAGCGCGGUUUGGCGAGUGCCGCUAUCACUACGGCCGGACGGCUCCAGAACGCGUUGAAGGCCGGCGGAAAUGGAUCUACUUUUGUUGUGGAAAAGAGAGGGGUGAAGGAGGGUGUGAAGAUGGGGUGCAUGUCUUCAAGGAAGAAGAUGAUCAAGCACUGGCGAGGAGGGAAGGGUUCAAGAGUGUGAGAACGUGUGCGGAGGAGAGCAAGAGAGAUGGGAAGAGUAUUGUGGGAGAUGGGUUUGGGGUCGUGGCUAUGGACUGUGAGAUGAUCAGUACCACCGCGGGCCUCUCUCUCGGUCGAGUCACAAUCGUAGACGAGAAUGGCGACAUUCUGCUGGAUGAACUGGUACGGCAAAACAGAGAUGUCAACACCCGUUUCUCCGGUAUAUCUCCUGGUCAGCUCGACAGUGCUCUCAUGGACCUCCCAGCAGUCCGCUCAGCGGCGUGCAUGUUCAUUGGGCCAGAGACUGUUAUCGUCGGGCAUGGUCUUGAAAAUGAUCUUCGAGCCUUGAGGUUGUUGCACGACAAGAUUAUCGAUACCGCCAUCGUCUUCCCUCAUGACAAAGGGCCACCUUUCAGGCGAGCUUUGCGUGACAUUGUGAAAGAGAAACUGGGCUACUUUAUCCAAGAUCGGACGUCUGACUUGGGUCAUAGUUCAGCGGAGGAUGCGAAAGCGACUCUGGACGCUUUGAAGUGGAAGGUGAGGGACGACAACGAGUGA